AUGAACGAUAUAAUUUUCAGCAAGUAUUUAUUUUUGUUAAUGUUAGUUAAUGUCAAUACAGUUAUUUAUGUUAGUUCAUGCAUUAACUAAUGUAAACAGAUAGGCUACAACCUCAUUGUAAAGUAUUUAUGGAUAAUUUAGAUUAGUUCACAACCCACACGUUGUGGUGGACACAAAUAAAGAGGGGUGCACAGCUAGCUUCCACAUUGCCUACAUAAUAAUUUACAUAAUCAUAUAGCAAUCACUAUUACCUAAAGCUACUAGAAGUGAGAAAAACAACAACAAAACUAUUUAUCAUAAUAAGGAGAAAAUAAGCUGAGAGAAAGUUUUAACAGUUUUUAGAAACACAUACGUUGUUAUUAAGUUUUUUAAUGAAUGCCGUUUGUCAGAACCGUACUGAACAUGUUGAAAAUAAUCAUAUGAUGAGAUUAGAGAAAAACAGGACAUGAGAACUAGAGCGAAUUUCAUUCCAUACGGUGGAACUCGCGCUUCAAGCCCCGCCCACUAGAUCCUGCGAGGCGGAGCUCCUCCCAUUUGGCUGUGCAGCGGGAGCACUCUCUCGUGCUUUCCUCAGAAGGCGGCGGCAAUUUGGAGCUUUUGGACGCUGCCAGUGUGUUUCGAGCCUGAUGUCUUCAGCCACGUGUAAAUGCAUCGGUGUACAUUGAAAUAAUUAAUCCUUCUUCGAUCAUUUUAUUGGUUUGUCACCAGAAGACAGGAUUUCUUAAUACGCUAACCGUUAGCAGUGAGAAGUAGUCCGGACAGCGUCAUAAACAUCUCCUGACUCAUACAGUUGUUUACUUUGAGAGUGAAAGUGAUUGAGAUCUUCAGUGAAGCUCCUCCUACAACAAUCCACCAAUAAAUGCUGGAGUCAAACACACAGAGAAAUCACUCCAUGUGUGACAACUGAAAUCUUCAUGACAUAAUGUUGAUGCUGGUGAAAGAGGAGCUUGAGAAGAUGACAGAUCCACAACCAUGCAGAAUAAAGGAUGAAGAUACUGAGGAACAAAUAGAUAUGAUGGAAGUGAAAGAGGAGAGUCAAGCUGAAGUAGAUGAGAAACAUCAGAUUGUAAAAAUAAACCAUAAUGUUUCACCGAAAGAAACUCUGAAGACAGAAGACAUAAAGGGUGAAAAUAGUUUCAGUGAAGAUGAACGCCCUGCAGAUCACAAGAGUACUCGCAGUGAGAAGAAACCUUUCACAUGUCACCUGUGUGGAAUGAGUUUCACACUUAAAUCGAGCCUUAGCCGGCACAUGAAAGCUCACAGGGGGGAAAAGCCACACGCCUGCCAGCAUUGUGACAAGAGUUUCCCAGAUAGAAGUCAACUUAACAGACAUUUGAGAAGUCACACUGGAGAGAAACCUCAUGCAUGUCUUCAGUGUGAAAAGAGUUUUAGAGAUAAACGUAGACUUGAGACUCACAUGAGAACUCACACUGGAGAGAAACCUUACAUAUGCUCUCAGUGUGAAAAGAGUUUCAUAGAAAAACGUGGACUUGAGGCUCACAUGAGAACUCACACUGGAGAGAAACCUUACAUAUGCUAUCAGUGUGGAAAGAGUUUUAGAAGAAAAGCUCACCUUGAAGAACACAUGAGGAUUCACAGUGAGAAGAAACCUUUCACAUGUCAUCAGUGUGGAAAGAGUUUUAACCGUAAAUCGAGCCUUAGCCGGCACAUGACAGCUCACAGGGGGGAAAAGCCACACGCCUGCCAGCAUUGUGAAAAGAGUUUCCGAGAUAGAAGUCAACUUAACAGACAUUUGAGAAUUCACACUGGAGAGAAACCAUUCACUUGUCAUCACUGUGGAAAGAGUUUCAUAAGAAAUCAUUACCUUAAUGAACAUCUAAGAAUUCACAAUGUCUGUAUUUGUGGUCUGGUGGACUUGUGAAACGUCAUCAGUCGCGGCCCAAGUACUGUUCCAAUUCUAAGUUCACAUCAAUUCAAGUUCACUUAACAUCUCAGGAUGUGUUCUUGAUCUGCUCAUUUAAUUGAGGAUACAUCAGGAGGUGACUUGUGUGGACUUACGACAGACAAGUUUCCCAGAAUGCAUUUUGUGUCAACGGUACCCAGGUGAAAAAGUAGUACACUUCCAUGGUGUACUUAAAGUGCUUUAUUUUCGCACACCAAUUUUGUACUUAAUAUACUAAAAAUUAAUCUUUAGUACGU
This is a messenger RNA of Misgurnus anguillicaudatus (oriental weatherfish), 2160 nucleotides long. The record is from RefSeq and is a predicted model, not a curated record. NCBI's taxonomy places the organism in Eukaryota, Metazoa, Chordata, Actinopteri, Cypriniformes, Cobitidae.